Esox lucius (northern pike) is the source of this 1291-nucleotide messenger RNA. Its product is annotated as NifU family protein. The transcript has 8 exons. Gene Ontology annotation, molecular function: iron ion binding; iron-sulfur cluster binding. NCBI's taxonomy places the organism in Eukaryota, Metazoa, Chordata, Actinopteri, Esociformes, Esocidae. Gene Ontology annotation, cellular component: mitochondrion. Gene Ontology annotation, biological process: iron-sulfur cluster assembly. The record is from RefSeq and is a predicted model, not a curated record. The coding region runs from base 39 to 830 and encodes 263 amino acids.
CAGCUGUGUCUUGGGUCCUCAUUUCCAAAACAAAUGAAAUGGCGUCCCGCAUAAAAUGGAGUCUCUUACGGUUAAUUCGGUCACGAAAUACAUCACAUUUUAGGUUUCCAGUCAAGACGCAAUACCAUUUCCACACACAAUGCAUUGGCCAGAACCUCAGAAAAGUUCAAAUUCUGCCUUUUACUGGACCCAAAUAUUUCGCAGUGCGACAAUUGUCCAUUCAGACACAGGACACUCCAAAUCCCAGAAGCUUGAAGUUUCUCCCUGGUAAACCUGUGCUGGGGGCAGGAACCCUGGACUUUCCUUCACCAAGCUCUGCAGAAUCUUCCUCCUUAGCCAGGGAAUUGUUUGAAAUCGAAGGAGUGAAAAGUGUGUUCUAUGGCCCCGACUUCAUUACCGUGACCAAGGCGGAUGACGAUGUGGAGUGGACAGACAUCAAGCACCGUGCCAUGGAGGCCAUCACUAAGUUCUUUGACAGCGGAGAGCCCAUAACCACAGGGGUGACACACCAUGACAGCAGUCACUCUGAAGAUGAUGAUGAAAUUGUUUCAAUUAUAAAGGAGCUUCUAGAUACAAGGAUCAGGCCCACUGUAAUGGAGGAUGGUGGUGAUAUCAUCUUUAAGGGCUUUGAGAAUGGCACGGUGAAGCUGAAGCUGGUUGGCUCAUGCACUGGCUGCCCCAGCUCCACUGUCACCCUGAAGAACGGCAUCCAGAACAUGCUGCAGUUCUAUAUCCCAGAGGUGGAUGAUGUGGAACAGGUGGAAGAUGAAGCGGAUCAUAUUAGCGCCAAGGUUUUCAACGAGUUAGAAAGCAAGCUAGGAGACGUGUAAAACUACUGCUGUUUCCCAUGCAUAUAGAUAAACACACUGUUGUAUAGAUGUCAUGCAAACCAAAUCGACCCUGCUUUCAUUAUUAGUGCAAUAUUCAUGACUGAGAGAAAAUAAUAUGUAGCCUUGCACUUUCCAAAUACCUACAAGUGUCCUGUAGUCUUGUUUUAUUAUUUAUCCAAUUAGUUGUUGUCUUUCAUUCAUUAAAAUACUGUACUUGCAGCUGUUACAGUGAUGCAAACACACUUAUACCUAUACCAGAUAGAAUAUGAUUGGAUGUAUAAAUCUCAAGCAUUUCAACUCACUACCAAAUGUGUUGAUGCUAGUAAGCCCAGGUGCUGGUAAUGGAACUGGGUCAACAUUUAAGGUAUAUAACAUUUAAGUAAUUCUCAUACACUUGUCAAGAGCAAGUCAAAUUACUGAGUGCCAACAUUGUCACUGAUUAAACGUUUGAUCUCAAUACA